Dracunculus medinensis (Guinea worm) is the source of this 414-nucleotide messenger RNA. NCBI's taxonomy places the organism in Eukaryota, Metazoa, Nematoda, Chromadorea, Rhabditida, Dracunculidae. The record is from the annotation of a GenBank genome assembly.
UUUUUAUCUCUUGCUGCAUCGUCUAAAUUCCUGAUUAACAGUGGAUAUCAAUUUUCAUCAAAUGAUGCACUGCGAAAUGUAACGCGAAAAGAAUUUGGUGCGAUGUUUGAAUUUAUAGUGCAACAGUUAGAUCCAAAUUAUAAACUGAAUGGAAAGCUUGAAGAGAUUCCAAAGUUUUUCCAUGAUUUUGGAUAUCCAGUAGUGAUUAAAUUAUCAACUAUGCAAACAAUCGGUGCAGCACAUACAAUGCCACAUUUAUAUGGAGCUCUUUCUUGGCUAAUCGAUGCUAUUGAGGAAAAUUUGGAGAUGCUCAAACGAGAAAUGGAAGAUCAGAAAUUAGAUUUAGAGAAAUUGCAGAAUUUGAACGAUCAUUUAAACGAAAAUUGUCAACAAUUGCAAAUGAAAAAGGUUUGA